AUGGCCGACAACAAGGACGAACUCGUGCAGCGCGCCAAGCUUGCCGAACAGGUAAACUCAAAAUUCAAAAAGAUUUUGAUUCUAACCUGUUGUUCAUUUCAGGCUGAACGUUACGAUGACAUGGCCGCUUCGAUGAAGAAGGUCACCGAACUCGGCGCCGAGCUGUCCAACGAGGAGCGCAACCUCCUCUCCGUCGCCUACAAGAACGUCGUUGGAGCUCGUCGUUCGUCGUGGCGCGUAAUCUCCUCAAUUGAGCAAAAGACCGAGGGAUCUGAGAAGAAGCAACAGAUGGCCAAGGAGUACCGUGAGAAAGUCGAGAAGGAACUCCGCGAUAUCUGCCAGGAUGUUCUUGUGAGUUUUUCGAAUUGACUUUUAAAAUUUUCAGCAAAAAAUCGUUGUAAGAUAUAUUUAUGAAAUUCCACUUACAGAACCUCUUGGACAAGUUCCUGAUUCCGAAGGCCGGAAACCCCGAAUCUAAGGUCUUCUACCUCAAGAUGAAGGGAGAUUACUACCGUUACCUCGCUGAAGUCGCUUCUGGAGACGAUCGCACUUGUACGUUUACAUCAUAACGAAUCUUCAUGAGGAGUAUAGAAAUAUAGGCUUUUUUUGACUCGGUAUGAGAAAAUGAAUGAACAGCUUUUUUUCUGAAUCAAGUUGAGAAGAAUGCUUUUUGCAUAGUAAGGAUAGAAUAAAUUGUGAAAUCAUCAUGAUUAACAUCAGUUUUUGCGAUUAACUGGUUACCUUGUGUGGAGUGUGUUUCCUGUACUUCUCUCUCUUAGUACUGCACCAAAAGGUUGCUGACGCCGAUCCAAGGCGCGUUUACCGACUGAAAAACGUUCUCAACUGGUCUUUACUGCUAUCUGAAAAAAUUAUUUUGCAAACGAAAAUGCUUAAUUCGAUCAAGAAAUUCAAAAAAAAAUCAUGAAACGUUUUCGCUGCCAAAAAAAAACGCUUUUAUUCAACAAAAAAAAAUUUACUCAAAAAAGUACAGAUCAAGUUAGGAGCUGACAGUCGGGCACACUCUCCAUACAAGUAGCUAGUCAAUUGCUCUAGACCCUUGACGAACUGUCGCAAAGCCUCUGAUUGCAGCUGUUGUCGAGAAGUCGCAGCAGUCCUACCAGGAGGCUUUCGACAUCGCCAAGGAGAAGAUGCAGCCGACGCAUCCCAUCCGCCUUGGAUUGGCUCUCAACUUCUCGGUGUUUUACUACGAGAUUCUCAACGCUCCAGACAAGGCGUGCCAGCUUGCUAAGCAGGUCAGCACACGUUUCUUCUUUUUUCAGCGAGUUCGGAGGCCGGUCAGUCUGCCUACAGUGAGGCUCUGGACAUUGCUAAAGACCAGCUUCUGCCCACGCAUCCAGUGCGGCUUGGGCUAGCUCUCAACUACUCGGUCUUCUUCUAUGAAGUCGCUGCGAGUCCCGACCGCGCUUGCCAGCUCGCCAAGCAGGUCUUCUUGCCGAGGCCAUGGCAACCGCCGGAUAAAGCGGAACCGGAUUAGCCGUUGCGCUGUAAUUAUAGGUGUUUGCACUUUAUGGCGAGAGCAUCAGGCAAAUCCUCCCUUAAAGUUCAUCAAGAACAGAUUUCAUUUUUUUUUCAAUAAGAAGCCAGCUAAAGUGCAAAACUUUUUUUUGAUUCUUUUGUCUCUAUAUUUGAAGAGGCUGAUUAGAAAAUUCCAGGCGUUCGAUGACGCUAUCGCUGAGCUUGACACGCUCAACGAGGACUCUUACAAGGACUCGACGCUGAUCAUGCAGCUUCUGCGAGACAACCUCACCCUGUGGACUUCGGACGCUGCCACCGACGACACGGACGCCGCCGAGCCUGAAGGCGGAAACUAA
This is a messenger RNA of Caenorhabditis auriculariae, 1832 nucleotides long. Lineage: Eukaryota; Metazoa; Nematoda; Chromadorea; Rhabditida; Rhabditidae. The record is from the annotation of a GenBank genome assembly.